Messenger RNA from Caenorhabditis remanei, 1365 nucleotides. RefSeq lists its product as uncharacterized. The record is from RefSeq and is a predicted model, not a curated record. Gene Ontology annotation, cellular component: membrane. Gene Ontology annotation, biological process: sensory perception of chemical stimulus. The transcript has 10 exons. Lineage: Eukaryota; Metazoa; Nematoda; Chromadorea; Rhabditida; Rhabditidae. Bases 1 to 1365 code for a protein of 454 amino acids.
AUGUCCCCCGUUUUCCGUUCCCUAUAUCCGGAUAUCCAAAUGUCCGUCUGUCUUGAUGUCCCUCUCCUUGUCACUAUGUACAUAAAAUAUUUCAACAAAACCUACUCCAUCAUAGAAGGCACCUAUCCAGUAUACCUUACUGUGUUCUAUCUACAAGUCAUGCUCAUUUUCAUUGUACUAUUCUACUACCUUCUCAACGUGUACAUCGACAUUCGUACCGGUCAAUUCGUGACGAACACCCAGAAAAUUCAUCACGCGAUUUAUCUUCCAUGUGUCCUUGGCCAUCUGAUGUGUCUCGCACAGAAAGUUUUGUUGAUAGUGGAUUCGCCGGCGGCAAACCCAGGUAUUCUUAUAUCCGCAAUCUCAAUAAUUGAGAAACUAGAGUCGUCUGGUGCAUUGAAUUGUAUCCGUAAUGUUGCAUCCGUCCGUAAAUUCGAUCCACUCAUCAGAAUCCCGGUUGAUCCAUUAUAUCUAUCAUCUUUCAUGCAGGGAUUUUCCAAAACCUGUCUCACGUUUAGUAUCGAAAUGUCAUGGUUUCGAAACUUCGAGCUCCAAAAUAUCAAGAUUGUUCAAGAUCGAAAAAGCGACGACUUGAACAACGAGAUCUUCUACACCAUCUCCCUCCUCCGCGCCUUAUUCUGUUUCCCUGGUUUCUAUUGUCUAUCCGCAUUCGUCGCUGAACGAUGGUUUGCCACGUAUUUCCUGAUGGAUUAUGAAAGAAAUCAGAGGAAAUGGCUGGUUUUUCUGAUUCUAUGGGUCAUCUAUGCCAUCGCUUUCGUCUCUGCACUCGACUUUCAUAAUGCUUCCAAUACAAUUCCACAUGCCACAUUGUUCAUUUUGCUCAGUGGUCUUUCGUAUUUGGGAAACCACUUGAAUUUCAUUGUGAAUCGUAAUUAUUACUAUCGGAGUAACAGGACAGAUGGCGGCGGCUACUCGUUGGGUCAGCGGUUUCAGAUUUCUGAGAAUAUUCGGUUUUCAUUUUUUUUCAACCGGUUGGCUUUAAGCAUCGCAUUUUUCCAAAUCAGUGGUCCUGUAUGCUUAUUGAUUGAUAAUUUAAGCAUUUCAAGGUCAUGGAAGAACCUGAAUACAGUAAUCUACGACACUAUAUGCCUACUAUACGCUCUUGUCACCCCAUUUGUGAUCUACCAUCACAAUCCAAAGUAUCGAAACGAGUUGGAGCAGAUCAUAGCAAGAGUCCGACGGAUUAAAGUGAAAAUCAACAAGAAUCAGAUAAAUCCGAUGGAUUCUGUGGAGGAGAGCUUCAACUCGUUGAAAAUACAAGAUACAUUUGGGAACAGAAUCACUUUCAAUGCGAGUGAACAAACGAACACUUAUUUCGAGGAGUUGGAUAGGUCGUGGAGUUAG